Messenger RNA from Trichoderma harzianum CBS 226.95, 1530 nucleotides. RefSeq lists its product as hypothetical. The coding region runs from base 1 to 1530 and encodes 509 amino acids. The record is from RefSeq and is a predicted model, not a curated record. The transcript has 4 exons. Lineage: Eukaryota; Fungi; Ascomycota; Sordariomycetes; Hypocreales; Hypocreaceae.
AUGGGAAGUUCUAGUGGCGUCGCUGACGCCAUUGUCUUCAUCGACUGUAAUCAAGGCAGACCUCCGAGAGACCCUACAGUGAAGACUCUGAUCCGAAGUCGGGCUAUGAAGCAAGCCGCGAUUCAGCGCAAGAGGGACGGACGCUAUGAGAGGCUGAACAUGAUACAGUAUCCUGAAUGGAUACUAGGUUCGCAACAGCAAAACGAACCGACAGAUGUAAAAGACGGAAACGUAGCUCUCCGAUGGCGUGCAGGCUACAAGCCACGUAUACUCACCAGUUUCACGACAGGGAAUUCAUCAAACUAUUCACUGUUACAUUUGACCGAUCCACUCACUUUGCACCAUCUCGGCGUUACCACAUUUUCUCUCUUCCGUCCUGAGACGGCGUGCUUUGGGCACACCUUAACCAGUAUGCCUGAAUAUGAAAAGAGACGUCUCCUAUUCUUCAUCCCCAGUCUAUAUGGGCAUUUUCCAGCUCUCACCUACGCCACUGAUUGUGUUGUUGUUAGGUUAGAGCAGCUCAUUCGCUCAAGGGGCAUUUUAUCAUCAGAGAGGGAUGUUCUAUCGUUGGGCUACUAUACAAAGGCAAUAGAAGCUCUUCAGGGAAUAAUAGAUGAUGAAGAUCUACGAGCACUGCCGGAAACGCUAUGCGCGGUUUUACUCUUGGAAUUCUUUGAGCUACUGCAUGGUGGGCCUCUGAUCGACUCAUGGAUAUAUCAUGCAGCGGGUGCAGCUCGUCUUAUCGAGCUCCGAGGUCCUCACAACUUUCGGACCAGAUUUGAGCUCUCACUUUUCAUGGCCCAUGCUGGCCCCAUUAUUACGGAAGCACUCUUGAUGGGGAAAAGGUGUUUUUUGUGUGAUGACGAACGCUGGCUGAAUGUCAUGUACGACGCCAUUCGCAAUGACCCCAUUGUGCCGCAGCAUCAAGUUCAUCUCGUUGUUAAACUAUGGACGAGCCUCAUUAACUUACCAAACUUAUUUCUGGAUGUCAAAGAUUUGAUUCGUAUGUCGGCGUCGGCUGAUAGGCGCCAGGAUCUUAUUACAAGGCUCCUUGCUGAGCAAGACCAGCUUCAGUGGUGGCUGGCGUUAGCCGAGCAGUACCAGUGUGGUAUUAUUUCCGGCAAAUUAAGCACUCUAGCUGACGGUGCAAGUACAUUACUACUGUAUUCAACAGUUCGUGAGCAGCCGGUAUCCUGGAAAGUCCUUAUAGGGACUUAUAUAUUCGUCCUUCUCGUUCAACUACGCUUAUUAUUUUCGCUCUCACCAUCACAGUUUCCUGAACUAGAGUCUACAUGCCAAGCAGUGGCAGAUAUGGUUAUGCUGAUGAUUACAGACUGGGAUAGCUAUCGAAAUGACCGGCUUGUCGGUGGGAUCUUCAUGUCUCAAGCCAUGUGGAUGGCCAAAGCUAUUUUGAAAACUCGGGAUUGCUGGAGUGAUAGUGCAUCGCACACUAAAAAUACUGGCAUGAUUGAUGGGUGGAAGUUUGAAGCUUGGGUAAAUGCGAUAGCGGGAGAAGUAUAUAGUAAAUGA